Enterospora canceri is the source of this 849-nucleotide messenger RNA. Lineage: Eukaryota; Fungi; Microsporidia; Enterocytozoonidae. The record is from the annotation of a GenBank genome assembly.
AUGAUUGUGGGUGUGAUUAGUAGAUUAAUUGGCAAGGUGUUUGGUAAAAAGAGGACAGAAUUCAAAGAUGAUUUCGAUAAGGCAAGAUACACGUUGGGAAUAGAUAACGAAUUCAUAAGCAUAGAAGACACUAAACAAAUUUACUACAAAAACAGAAGAAAACCAAAGAGGUUUAGCAUGGUGGAAAUCAACUGGGCCUAUGAGUAUCUGAUGAAUAAUAUUGAGAUUGAUUUAUACGAUAAGAGUAAUAUUGAGGUGUAUAAGGAUGAUUUCUAUGACAGAAUAAGCAGAAUAUACCUGAACAAAUGUAGAGGAGUUAACAGCUUUGAUAGUAGUAGAGAUCUAAUCAAGUAUUACAAGAGUGUAUCAAUCAGUGACAAAUAUGUAGAAAAAAGAGUUAGAUACCUGACAAGUGUGCUGAGUUACAGGAUGAAAGAGGACAAGAAGCCAGAAGAAAGAAGUGAAUCAGGCAAAAAAGAUAAAGUUGUUGUUAAGGAAGUUCCAAAGGAAAAGGUGUACAAAUACAGCUGUACAGAAUGCAACAAGAAUUAUAUGACAAGUAGGACAUUUGAGAUGCACCUGAACAGUAAGAAGCAUUUAGAAAAAAGUGGAAUAAAAGAAGCCAUUGGAAUCAAAACAGAAGAGGCUAAACCAGUUAAGAAACAGCUUUCAGUCACAUCAAAAAGAGCCAAUUUGCAGAAAUCAGAAUCAAAAAAGACAGAAUCUCAUAGCAGUCUCCAAACGUACCAAACCGAGCAUUCACUCUUUCUAACGUGUUCAAAAUGCAAGAAAUCGUUCAAAUCGCGCCUUGAACUCAUCAAACACGUUCAAGAAUGCAUGAACAAAUAA